Salarias fasciatus (jewelled blenny) is the source of this 1279-nucleotide messenger RNA. RefSeq names its product fibroblast growth factor 12a (gene fgf12a). Lineage: Eukaryota; Metazoa; Chordata; Actinopteri; Blenniiformes; Blenniidae. The record is from RefSeq and is a predicted model, not a curated record. The transcript is spliced from 6 exons. Gene Ontology annotation, molecular function: growth factor activity. The coding region runs from base 496 to 1269 and encodes 257 amino acids.
CAGCCCGUGCAUUGGUUUAGAGAGGGAUCCGGAGGACAGGCUGCUGUGCAGAUGAGGAAUACGGAGUCGUGCUCAGACGACGCGCCGUUCACCUGGAAUACCUGAACGCUCUCCAAUGACACGCCGCUGCAGUCCACUUAUAAACACUGUUGCAUGUUUUCACGACUAAUAUUUCGGCCCCAGUGGCCUUGUCCGUAGAUUUAUGCCUCCUGUGAAAACGCUCGGUGCUGAUUUGCAGCCCUGAGAGCGACUGGAACUCGCAGCAGCUGAAUUACGCGCAGAGGAUGCUGCCCGACGCGCAAUGAUGUCCGGGACUCGAAGGAUCGUCUGAUCAGGAUGACAUCUGGUUGAGAAAUUAGUGGACUGAAGUGCACAUUCGACGCUUUUCUAUCAGUUUUUUUUCCCUUCCCUUUUUUCUUUGCGCCAAGAAGCUGCAUCGAGGACCCGACAGCAGCCGAACUACACUCUCGGUUUUUCCAGACUCGGUUCGGGGAGAUGGCCGCGAUCGCCAGCUCCCUGAUCCGGCAGAAGCGCCAGGCGAGGGAGUCCAACAGCGACCGGGUGUCCACUUCCAAACGGCGCCCCAGCCCCAGCAAAGACCCCCGCUCUCUCUGCGAGAGGCAUUUCUUGGGGGUCUUCAGCAAAGUCCGCUUCUGCAGCGGAAAGAAAAGACCGGUUCGGCGGCGACCAGACGCUCCCUCGAAACCUCCACAGGUGUCCCAUAAGGGCUGCAGGCUAGAGCCACAGCUGAAAGGCAUCGUGACACGACUGUUCAGCCAGCAGGGUUUCUACCUGCAGAUGCAGCCGGAUGGAACCAUCGACGGCAGCAAGGACGAGAACAGCGACAACACCUUGUUUAAUCUUAUUCCUGUGGGUCUGAGAGUGGUGGCCAUCCAGGGGGUGAAGAGCGGCUUCUACAUCGCCAUGAAUGGAGAGGGCAUGCUCUACAGCUCGGAGAUGUUCACGCCGGAGUGCAAGUUCAAGGAGUCGGUUUUUGAGAACUACUAUGUGAUCUACUCGUCCACUGUGUACCGGCAGCAGGAGUCGGGCCGGGCCUGGUUCCUCGGCCUCACCAAGGAGGGCCAGGUCAUGAAGGGAAACCGGGUCAAGAAGACCAAACCCUCCUCACACUUUGUUCCCAGGCCCAUCGAAGUCUGUAUGUACAGGGAGCCGUCGCUGCAUGAGAUCGAGGACAAGCACCGCUCCAGGAAGAGCUCAGGGACUCCCACCAUGAACGGAGGGAAAGCUGUCAAUCAGGACUCCACAUAGCACCGGGGGG